GGUGCAUGCUGGGAGUGGGGGCAGGACUCUCAAGAUGGCGGCGCUGCGAGCGGCUGCGGGGAGCGGGCGGCUUCUCCUUCAGACCCGGCACAGAGCCCUGCACAGCCGCCAGGUCAACAUGUCGUUUGCCAGCCUGUCGCGUGGGAAGAAGGUGGCACUGUCCACGCUGGGCAUGCUAGCCGUGGGUGGCAGUGCUGUUGCGCUGGCUUUGCAUCGCUCUGUAACAGCUGAUGAACUCGAGUUGCAUCCUCCCAACUACCCGUGGAGCCACAAUGGCUUGCUGUCUUCUCUCGAUCACGCCAGCAUUCGCCGUGGGUACGAGGUGUACAAGCAGGUGUGCUCAGCCUGUCACAGUAUGGAGUACCUGGCCUUCCGAAACCUGGUGGGUGUCUCGCAUACCGAGGAGGAGGCCAAGGCUAUUGCUGAGGAGUAUGAGAUCGUGGACGGACCUGAUGAAAACGGUGAGAUGUUUACCCGCCCUGGAAAGCUCUCAGAUUACUUUCCGAAGCCGUAUGCCAACAGCGAGGCUGCCCGCGCGGCCAACAACGGAGCUCUUCCCCCCGAUCUCAGCUACAUCGCCAAUGCCAGGCACGGCGGUGAGGAUUACGUGUUCACCCUCCUGACCGGUUACUGCGAUCCACCAGCGGGAAUCAGCUUACGAGAAGGUCUUUAUUACAACCCGUACUUCCCUGGUCAGGCCAUCGGGAUGGCACCUCCGAUCUAUGACGAGAUCCUGGAGUACAGUGAUGGAACGCCUCCGUCCAUGAGUCAGAUUGCUAAAGAUGUGUGUACGUUCCUGCGCUGGUCUUCCGAGCCUGAGCACGAUCAGAGGAAAAGGAUGGGCCUGAAGAUGCUGAUGUUCUCGUUGAUCGUGAUACCAAUGUUGUAUUACAUGAAGAGGCACCGGUGGUCCGUAUUAAAGAGUCGAAAGAUUGCGUACAGACCCCCGAAAUAACACCCCCCACCAGGAUGCUUCUCUCAACUCCAGUAGUGCCUGUCCUAUUCCACACGCAGACUGGAUUAAGGGAUGGUCAUUGGAGACGUUUUUUAAAAUAACGAACAGUAGGAAUGUUUGUUCAGUGGCAUUCAAACAUGGCGCAUCGUCAAACCCCGAGCAUUCUAAAACUCCUCCCAAGAUCAAGUUGGUGGCACAGAAUCUAGGGAUGUUCCCACCUACGGUAGUGCCUCGUGGGAGUGGCCUUUCUUUUUAAAUGUAUUUAGAAACUCACGCAAAACACAAGCUGCUGAUUUUCACCCUCUGGGGAGCUGUGAGUGUUACUCCCACUCUUAGCAGAGAGAUGGCAGCGAAAGAAAUUCCCAUUAUUCACUCCGAGGCUUCUUGGAAACUUGGGGAUGGAAGCGCAUCCCAACUCCUUUCACUGAGAUCUGAUCAGUGUCCGUCCCACACAGUGAUUAAUCUCAUUAAAGAAUUUAAAGGAAAGUGUGCAUCUGUACUGACGUGAAACGGUUGCAAUCCUGACAUUAUCUUUGGUUGAGGAGUUUUGAGCUUUGUUGAGUGUUUUGUGCAAUGUCGUUCCAAAAAAAAUGCAAGGAUUAUUAAUGCUUGUUCCAGAAUGGGUACAUUUUUUGUUUUCUGUUUUCAGUCCUACUGUGAGUUGAGGGAUUCCCUCCAUUACCAGACAUUACUAUACACAGCACUGUGUAAAUAUUUAAUGACCUGCUUGUUUAAUAAAUGCUACUGGUGUCUGGUU
Molecule: messenger RNA, 1712 nt
Organism: Callorhinchus milii (elephant shark)
Lineage: Eukaryota; Metazoa; Chordata; Chondrichthyes; Chimaeriformes; Callorhinchidae
Gene: cyc1
Product: cytochrome c1, heme protein, mitochondrial
Exons: 7
Coding region: 35-955 (306 amino acids)
Biological process (GO): mitochondrial electron transport, ubiquinol to cytochrome c
Molecular function (GO): electron transfer activity; heme binding
Source: RefSeq, a predicted model, not a curated record